This is a messenger RNA of Euleptes europaea (tarantolino), 1558 nucleotides long. It is a transcript of the gene WARS2, whose product is annotated as tryptophanyl tRNA synthetase 2, mitochondrial. Gene Ontology annotation, cellular component: mitochondrial matrix; mitochondrion. Gene Ontology annotation, biological process: mitochondrial tryptophanyl-tRNA aminoacylation. The transcript has 8 exons. NCBI's taxonomy places the organism in Eukaryota, Metazoa, Chordata, Lepidosauria, Squamata, Sphaerodactylidae. Gene Ontology annotation, molecular function: tryptophan-tRNA ligase activity; ATP binding. The record is from RefSeq and is a predicted model, not a curated record. The coding region runs from base 1 to 1551 and encodes 516 amino acids.
AUGCAACCGCGCAGACGCCCGACAGAGCGCGACCACGGGAGGCGGGGGACAGCCCUGAUUGGCUACUGGAGCGAGCCCCGCUUGCCGGUCGCAGAGCCCGCAGGGCGCAGGCGCGAGGUCACGUGCCCGCUCUCCCACUCCGUCCAACAUGGCGGCGCCCAGGGCUUCCACCCGUCUCCUGCAGGUAACCCGUGUCGUGCCGCUGGACAGGGAGCGAAGAGGCGUGUCCCCUGGGGAGCGGCCUUCCUCUCCCCUCAGGCUCUUCGCUCGGGGGUCCGGCUGGCCGGCCGUGGGGGUCCCUUCCCGCCCGAGCCGCCGUGUGCUUCCGUGCCUUCAGCGUCUCCUUUGCCUGCCGGCCUCCCGGCUAAGCCCAGGAUCGUUUGCCAGGGCUGCCCCGAUUGGGCCGCAGGUGGCAGUGGGAGGUACUUCACUGGUUGCCUAGGUUCAGUUCAAGGGGCUAGUUAUUACUUCCAGUCCUUCGUGGCCUCAGACGCCACAUCUUUCUCUGGCUAUACGUGGCUGGAAAAGCUUUGUGCCUCUGAGCAAAGCCUUCUGAAGAAUAACGGCCUGAAGAGGAUCUUCUCUGGGAUUCAGCCGACGGGGGUCCCUCACCUGGGGAAUUACCUCGGCGCUCUCACAAGUUGGGUGAAGCUACAGGAAGAAUGCAGUUCUGUGCUGUACAGCAUUGUAGAUCUCCACUCCCUCACGGUUCCGAGAGAUCCAGCCAUCCUUCGGGCCAGCAUCCUAGACAUCACAGCCGUUCUCCUGGCCUGUGGCAUAGAUCCAAAGAAGUGCGUCCUUUUUCAGCAGUCUCAGGUGCCUGAACACACGGAGCUCGGAUGGAUUCUGGGGUGCCUCACGAGCAUACCACGCCUGCAGCACUUUCCACAGUGGAAGGUAAAGAAUGCCAGCCAGAUGAACGAAGGAACGGCUGGUCUCUUCACUUACCCCAUCCUUCAAGCGGCGGAUAUUCUUCUGUACAAGUCAACGCAUGUCCCGGUUGGAGAAGAUCAAGUCCUCCACUUGGAGCUGACCCAGGAUCUCGCCCGUCGCUUCAACAGGAAAUACGGAGAAUUUUUCCCAGUCCCCAAAGCCAUUUUGACUGCGAUGAAAAAGGUAAGGUCCCUCCGCGACCCCUCCUCCAAGAUGUCAAAGUCCGACCCUCAGAAGUUAGCCACAGUGGGCAUAACCGACAGCCCCGAAGAGAUCCUGCUGAAAUUCCGCAAGGCCGUAACAGACUUCACGUCCGAGGUGACCUACGAGCCGGACCACCGCCCCGGCGUCUCCAAUCUCGUAACCAUCCACUCUGCCGUCACAGGGCUCGGCGUGGAGGAGGUGGUGCGUCAGAGCGUCGGCCUGGAGACUGCCCGUUACAAGGCCGUAGUGGCAGAGGCGGUCAUUGCAAAACUUGCGCCGAUCAGGGGCGAGUUUGAGAGACUAAGAGAAGACGGGGCUUACCUGGAGCAGGUUUUACGGACCGGAGCAGAAAAGGCCAAAAGUCUCGCGGCUCCAGUAUAUCGGGAAGUCAAAAAGCUAGUGGGGUUUCAUUAAUCCCAAG